This is a messenger RNA of Chrysochloris asiatica (Cape golden mole), 978 nucleotides long. RefSeq names its product short-chain dehydrogenase/reductase family 16C member 6-like. The transcript has 6 exons. Gene Ontology annotation, molecular function: oxidoreductase activity, acting on the CH-OH group of donors, NAD or NADP as acceptor. Bases 1 to 978 code for a protein of 325 amino acids. The record is from RefSeq and is a predicted model, not a curated record. Gene Ontology annotation, cellular component: lipid droplet. NCBI's taxonomy places the organism in Eukaryota, Metazoa, Chordata, Mammalia, Afrosoricida, Chrysochloridae.
AUGGAUGGGAUUGUGGACACUGCCAGUGUUUUGGGAAAAUUUCUAUAUUACUUUUUAGAAUCUUUAGCUUACAAGAUAUUUCCCAAGAGAAAAAAGAGUGUUGCUGGAGAAAUUGUACUUAUUACUGGAGCUGGAAGUGGACUUGGGAGGCAGUUGGCCAUAAAAUUUGGUCGUCUUGGAGCUAUUUUAGUCCUAUGGGACAUUAAUAAAGAAGGCAAUAUGGAAACAAGUAAACUAGUCAAGGAAAAUGGUGCUGUGAAAGUAUUCACCUAUACAUGUGACUGCAGUAAUAAGCAAGAGGUCUACAGUGUUGCUGAACAGGUUAAAAAAGAAGUUGGUGAUGUGGCAAUCCUCAUUAACAAUGCUGGAAUCGUGACAGGAAAACUGUUUCUUGAUGUUCCUGAUAAUAUGGUGGAAAAAUCAUUUCUCGUUAAUGUCUUGUCUCAUUUCUGGAUUUAUAAGGCCUUCCUUCCUGCCAUGAUUAAAGCUAACCAUGGUCACUUGGUCUGUGUUUCAAGUGCAGCGGGACUAUUUGGUUGUAAUAAACUAACAGAUUAUUGUGCAAGUAAAUUUGCAGCCUAUGGUCUUACAGAGUCUCUCUUCUUUGAAUUAAGUUUACAAAGAAAAAAUAAAAUUAAAAGUACCAUCAUCUGCCCAUAUUUCAUGAACACUGGAAUGUUUGAGGGUUGUUCAACCAAAUACCCACUUCUAUUACCUCUGUUGGAUCAGGAGUUUGUGGCUCAAAGUACUGUAAAUGCUAUUUUAGAGGAACAACAUUUGGUAUUAAUUCCCAGUAUUUUGUAUGCUGCCUUGUUCAUCAAACAUUUUGCAGCUACAAAAAUUGUGCUUGCCUUUAGUGAAUAUCUUGGAGUUGACACAUGCUUGGCUGAAUUAAAAGAGAGAAAGACAGCAGAAGAAAUUGAGACUGAAACAGAGGGAACACCAAAAGCCCAAACCUCAAGUGUGGUUAUGCAAUAA